Molecule: messenger RNA, 3869 nt
Organism: Eleginops maclovinus (Patagonian blennie)
Lineage: Eukaryota; Metazoa; Chordata; Actinopteri; Perciformes; Eleginopidae
Gene: tnip1
Product: TNFAIP3 interacting protein 1
Exons: 18
Coding region: 263-2317 (684 amino acids)
Biological process (GO): negative regulation of canonical NF-kappaB signal transduction; regulation of transcription by RNA polymerase II; cellular response to lipopolysaccharide
Source: RefSeq, a predicted model, not a curated record
AUCUAGACAAAAGAGACCUCUUUGUUCUUCCGUUUGUCGUUUAACUCUACAUUGGGACUGACUUCGUGCAUCGAUUAAAGUAUCUGUAGUGGGUAGAAAAGAGGAGCUAACGGCUUACUGUCCCGCACUGUCAUCUAGUGUUAGCUAGCCGACAGCUAACAAGGAUGUUGCUAGCAAUUUGCAUGACAACAGCGAAAACUAAUAUUAGCCUUUUUCAGCCAAUCAAGUUCAGAAGAUCAUGUCUAGGAAGUAAGCAACGGCGAUGGAAGGGAAAGGCCCGUACCGCAUCUAUGAUCCAGGCGGGAGUGAGGUUAAGGCCAGGGAGGAGGCCGGAGGGGGCAGCAGCUAUCGACAGCUACUGGAGGAGAACAGCAUGCUGAGGGAGAGGAUGAAGGGACUUAAGAGUCUAGGUGAUUUGCUGGAAGAGUCUCAAUCAGAGGCAUCAAGGCUCCGGCAGCGAGUGGAGGAACUUGUGAGAGACAACGAGGCCCUGAAGUCCUCCAGCUUUGCUGCCAGUCUUUGUAUGGGAGGACCCAUUCAGACUGAGACGCAAAAGCAAAGGGAGGAGCAAGCAAGCUGUUUAGGGAAGGCCCUACAACCAGAGAAGCCUAAUGAGGUUUCGGCGGAAUUUGAGGUUUUGAAUGUAGAUGGAAAGACUUCAGAAGCCUUGACUGCUGGGUUGGUGGCAGGAGUAAUCCCCGUCCUGCCUCAGGAGAACAUAGAGCUAGCCAGCCAGCUUAAGAGACUAGAGAGCUCCUUCAGCAUAUUCGCCGAGGAGUCCAACCCGAACCAGCUCCUAGCUCACCUCGGUCGCAUGGCUGUGGAGUUUCACCAUCUUUCCUCUAAGGUCCAGAAGAAUGAACAGAGGACUUCCCUCCUACAGACUCUAUGUGAGCAGCUCAGACAGGAGAACAAUGAGCUUCGAAAGAAAAUGGAAGAGGAUCAUCACAUCAGGAAUCAAGACUUGGAACAGCUGAGACAGGAGAAUCAGAAACUUAAGGAGCUGGUCACAGGAGGAGCGGCGGCAUCAACCACAGCGCCACCUGACACCGAAGCUCCUGAGGCCAAAGAGGAGCCUGUGAAGGAAGAAUCGGCCGCUGUAAGACCCAAGAUGGAGGCCACCACACCGCAGAAGAGUGGAAAAGCUGCAGAGAAAACCCCAACUAAGCCUUGUGAUGUCGAGGUGUAUGAAAAGAAGAUCAAGCUUUUGGAGAAGCAGAGAAAGGAUGUACUGGAGGUGAACAAGCAGUGGGACAUUCAGUGGAACUCCAUGAAGUCACAGUUUGAACAGAAGAUCACUGACCUCAGACAACGGCUGGCUGAGUCCCAGAAAACUGUGCUCGAGCUGGAGGCAGAGCGAGAGCAAAGGCAGCGCGACUACGACAAGAAGCUGCUGCUGGCCAAGUCCAAGAUUGAAAAUGUGCAGGGGGAGAAAGAAUGCCUCAACUCUGAGACCACUGAGCUUAAGCAGAAGGUUCGCUACCUGCAGGAUCAGCUGCUGCCGCUCAGCAAACAGAGGGAGUACCAGGAGAAGGAGAUCCAACGCCUCAACAGGGCUUUAGAGGAAGCCUUAAACCUGCACACCCCUUCAUCCUCCCAAAAACCACCUGGUCAGGGUAACUUUGCCGAUGCAGCCAAUAACCUGAAGAAACAGGAACUGCUCACUCAAAUUGCUGUACUAAAGGAACAGGUGAAGAUCUUUGAAGAAGACUUCAGGAAAGAGAGAAGUGACAGGGAGCGAAUGAAUGAGGAAAAAGAGGACUUAAGGCGGCAAGUUGAGAGACUCCAGGGUCAGAUCACUAAUUUGACCAAUCAGCUUCACCAGGCACAGAACGAGUGUCAGAGAGAACGUACGGAGAGAUGUAAGCUGGAGAGACUGCAGAUGCAGCAUCACAAACAGGGGCAGCAGCAGGAAAGACGUACCUCAGACCCCACGUCAGGCUCAGUGAAUGGCCCGCUGAGCCCUCCCUACUGUGGUCCCUUUGUGCAGGUGGGACCGCAGGGCCUUGAAGGCUGGCCAGUACACUUCCCUCCCCGGAUGCCCAAUGCAGCAGGCGCCACUGCCGCAGCCACAGCCGCAGCACCGCCCCCUGUACGAGACUUCCAGCCUGUUACCCCGGGUUUUCCUUGGCAAUCGUCAUUCCCACAGCCCAGAGGGGCGAGAGCAGUAGGAGAAAGUUCAAGACCACCACCAGAAAAUGCAGAUCAGUCCGCAGCGGCGGCGGCAGCAGCAGCAGCAGCAGCAUCAGCAGCAGCAGCGACAGCAACGGGAUUUGGAAAAAGGGAGCGACAGAACAUUGACCCUGGAAAGCACUAAAGCAUCACCGUACCCACCAAACGGAGUCUGGGUAGUAGCAUGAAAUCAGUUUGUUUUUGAGUUGACAAGGUGUGAUUUGAUCUAUAAUUUUCCUACUGAACUGUAGAUAUCCUAUUGUAAUGUUGUUUAUACUUGCGUUUUAUAAGGCUAUUUGUGAAACACUUCGCUAUUCUGAAUAUAUACAUGAAAUAUUAUUUAGAUUUUUUUUUUUUAUCAGGAACUGAAGUCAUUUGUUAAAUAGGUUGGAAUAAUUAGCAUUCUUUUUUUUCUCCAGAAAAUAUACCUGUGUGCUUGUAUCACCGCAAAGAUGUAACAACUGGACGCUUAGUUUGUUACUCGUAGGGUUACAGGAAGCCAUUCCCCAAUAUGACUAAGACAACAUACUCAUUCCAACAAUGAAUGAUUAUAUAUACGUACAUUAAAUCAUAGAAUUUACAAUGUGAAUGUUGAUUGAUUUAUGAAGAUUUCUUCAAUACCAUUGAUGUUUUAGAACUGUCCCAUACGUGUAACUGUUCAAAAGUGGUUGUUGAAAUACAAAAAUUUUGGGAAAUGAAUUUUGAUGGUAUCAUACCAAAAACAUGAUUGUGAUUAUUGAUAAUUUAUUUAUAACCUGCUGUUUUGAUAGUUGCAUUGACUAAGUGUAAAUCAUUGUCUUUAGUAAUGCUGUUCUUUCUAUGUUGUUAGUGUAAUCCAAAUAUAUUGUAGCUAUUGACAUUGUAUGUUUGUAUCAGACACAAUACACAAUGCACAGAACAUACACAGCCUUUUUUUCCCCAUGAUGAUGGACCUAAUCUCAUUAAACACAACACUUCUACUUGAUUACAAUUGAUUUGACCACUCAUUCCACUAUUCACACUCACCUAACAGCAUCUUGUACCACAGUUAUGCCCCCAAAUAGAAGUUAGAGCACCAAAUCCUUUAGGCAAUGGCUGUCUUCUCUUCUUACAGUUAAUCCGUGUUCAUUUACUGAGUUUAAUUGCAACUAGUACUGACAAGUUCAAUGUUUGUUUAAGAUAAAGAAAGGAAAAUAUUCUUAUCAGUAUUUGGAAAUCCUAGACCAUAUAUAAUGGCAGUUGAGUUAAUACAACCCUCUCCCAGGAUGUCUGACUGCUCUGUCUACUUCAACCAGCAUUACAUGCAUACUGUCCUGUUGACUGAUGUGAUACAAAGUCAAGACCCCUGAUACACAAGAUACACACCCACAGAGAUAAUAUGCUUUACCCUUUUAAAAGGAUAAUCUCAAAUCAAGUCACCGUCCAACUGAAUACCCAUUGAAUUUCCUUAGUACACGUCAGAUGAAGGGCUCAAAAAUGUGUGCAGAUGAACUAGAAAAAGGCUCCAUUUAUCAAACAAGUUUAGUUACAGGGAACAAAAAUCCUGAUGGGUGAGAGCUGAAAUGAGAAAUUGCACUUUUGAAUUGAAAGGUAUGCUGUAAUUACUGGCAGUUGUAUUUUCUUGGUUUGUAGACUUUUCUUUUUUUUUUUUGCUGUAGGCAAAAGCACAUGUGAGACUUUUUGUAUUUGACUGGCUUAAUAAAUCUAUUCUAAAUGUC